Molecule: messenger RNA, 873 nt
Organism: Drosophila biarmipes
Lineage: Eukaryota; Metazoa; Arthropoda; Insecta; Diptera; Drosophilidae
Exons: 3
Coding region: 96-518 (140 amino acids)
Source: RefSeq, a predicted model, not a curated record
AACAUGUAAGUGCCCCCUUUGUUAUCCUAAACUUAAUUCAAAAUUCUAGUGAAAUAUGUGCUUGUGAUUUGUAGUCAAAAUCGGGGGAAAUCGAAAUGUGUCUGCGAGUGUUCUGCGGCUAUUUGUCGCUCUACAUCGGCUGCAUCUUCAUCGGCUUCACUGGGAUGAUCCUGGCCGUGGUAAUCUUUUCUGUGGGUCUGUUUGAGCUGAUCACGGGGAACUCCAAUGUACUGCUCAUGGUUCUGGCAAUGGUCUUUGCCCUCAUCUACGCGCUGGCCAAAGUAUUUCUGCUCUUUGGCACCAUGUGGCAGGAUAUGUGCUGGGCCAUCCUCUUGUCCUUCGUCAUCGGUCUGGUGGGCGUGGCGUUGCUCGCGGCAUUGGUUGUGUUAUUUUACUUCCACUUACCGGCUCCUCUGCACCUCCUGUUAGGCGUUGUCCUGUGCAUAAUCGAGCUGUACUACGAGUGGAUCAUCAUUUCCACUUGGUGGUGCUGUCGAUCAUGCACCCACGACUGCUAGGAGUUGCAGCAGAUUACCUGUGGAUCUUGGCUCGCAACUCGAACUUGUUGCGCUCUCCGAAGAUACAAAGAUACAAUGUUGGGUCUCUUCGUCUCGCUUGCAAGUAAUACCGCCGGUUCUCUCUUAAGAGAACUUGUUGGGGUCUUCCGACUCGGAGGGUCUUGCACAAAGUCAGUUCGAUUUGAGACGCGCGCUGGAAAUGUCGUUCCUGGAGCGAUCGAGCUGAUCCGGCGAGUGAGCGUGUGUGUGCCUGUGUACCGCCCCCUGCCCGACCAAAAAAAAUAUAUAGAUAGAAGGAAAAUCAAAAAUUAUAUCUGAAAAUACACAUGUGUUUCUGCAUGUGCAGUAUCCGUGA